This is a messenger RNA of Megalobrama amblycephala (Wuchang bream), 1954 nucleotides long. Its product is annotated as gastrula zinc finger protein XlCGF57.1-like. Bases 161 to 1705 code for a protein of 514 amino acids. The record is from RefSeq and is a predicted model, not a curated record. The transcript is spliced from 3 exons. NCBI's taxonomy places the organism in Eukaryota, Metazoa, Chordata, Actinopteri, Cypriniformes, Xenocyprididae.
UCCGAGUCUAGGAGACGAAGAGAAGUGAGCAAGGGAAGGUAACAUAAACAUGCGAAGUGGAACACAGCCGUUCAAUCUGCGCUAGAUCUGAUGUUUUACAGACUCUGAAGAAGAAGUAAGCAAUUACUCCAGGAAAAACUACUGACAUACUAUUGUAAAGAUGGAGAUUAAGGAAGAACCCUGUAGAAUUAAAGAUGAAGAUACAGAGGAAAAAAUAGAUCUGAUGGAAGUGAAUGAAGACAAACAGCAUCCUGAUCAUUUCACAAAUGAAGGUGGAAACACAGUCAUUUCACAGACUGAAAAGGAUUUCACACAAAAACAUGCUGGAAAAUCUGGUGUCAAAGGAUCUUUUGCCUGCUCUGAGUGUGAAAAGACUUAUAUGCACAAAAAAAACUUUAUUGUACACAUGAGAAUUCACACUAGAGAAAAAAUAUUUACAUGCACACAGUGUGAAAAGAGAUUCAUUCAGAAAAAAGACUUAAUUGUGCACAUGAGAAUUCAUACUGGAGAAAAACCAUUCACAUGCAGUCAGUGUGGAAAGAGUUUCAUACAUAAAGGACACCUCAAUGUGCACAUGAGAAUUCACACUGGAGAAAAACCAUUCACAUGCAUGCAUUGUGGAAAGAGUUUCAUUCAGAAAAAAGACUUAAAUAUGCACAUUAGAAUUCAUACUGGAGAAAAACCAUUCACAUGCACUCAGUGUGGAAAGAGAUUUAUUCAGAAUAAAGACUUAAAUGUGCACAUGAGAAUUCAUACUGGAGAAAAACCAUUCACAUGCACUCAGUGUGGAAAGCGUUUUGUACAUAAAGGGCACCUAAAUGUGCACACGAGAACUCACACUGGAGAAAAACCAUUCUCGUGCACUCAGUGUGCAAAGAGUUUCAUUCAGAAAAAAAACUUAAAUGUGCACAUGAGAAUUCAUACUGGAGAAAAACCAUUCACAUGCACUCAGUGUGGAAAGAGUUUCAUUCAGAAAAAACACUUAGAUGUGCAUUCAAGAAUUCACACUAGAGAAAAACCAUUCACAUGCACUCAGUGUGGAAAGAGUUUCACCCAGAAAGAACACUUUAAUGAUCACAUGAGGAUUCACACUGGAGAAAAGCCGUUCACGUGCACUCAAUGUAGAAAGAGUUUCACUCACAAAAGCUCUCUCAAAGAUCAUCUGCGCUCUCACUCUGGACUGAGGUCAUUUAACUGUGAUCAGUGUGAUAAAACAUUUGUUUUUUCAUCUAACCUAAGAAGACACCUUAAAGUUCAUACUGGAGUGAGACCUCAUAUGUGCUUUGACUGUGGAAAGACCUUCAUUACGUCAGACGUCUUAAAAACACACCAGAGAAUUCAUACUGGAGAAAAACCAUACAAGUGCUCACAAUGUGGAAAGAGUUUUGCUCGUUCAGAAUCCUUGAAAGUGCAUGAGAGAAUUCAUACUGGAGAGAAGCCGCACCAGUGCUCUUCAUGUGGGAAGAGGUUUUCACUACUGACCUCUUUAAAAGUGCAUGAGAGUAUUCAUACUGGCGUGAGACCUUAUAUAUGCUUUGACUGUGGGAAGACCUUCACUACACCAAGCAUCUUAAAAAAACACCAGAGAAUUCAUACUGGAGAGAAACCGUACAAGUGCUCACACUGUGGGAAGAGUUUCACUCAGUCAGGAAACAUGAAAAAGCAUGAGAGAAUUCAUUCUAGAGAGAAGCCGCACCAGUGCUAAAAUAAUAGUGAAGUUUGGUCAUUUGACGAAGAAAAAUUUAGGAAGGUCAAAGUAAUAGUUCAGAAAACAAGUGUGUGAGUUAAAUGCAACAAUUUAUGAAUGGAUGUGCUUUGUUAAUUCUGAGGUGGUAAUCACAUGAAUUAUGCAAUACUGUUGCAAGAAAAAGUAUGUGAACCACUUGCAGAAUCUGUGAAAAUGUGAAUAAUUUUAACAAAAUGAGAGAUCAUACUACAUGCAUGUUAUUUUUUA